Leptosia nina is the source of this 528-nucleotide messenger RNA. NCBI's taxonomy places the organism in Eukaryota, Metazoa, Arthropoda, Insecta, Lepidoptera, Pieridae. The record is from the annotation of a GenBank genome assembly.
AUGGCAGAUAUUACUUGGCCUUGGCAAUAUAAUUUUCCACCCUUUUUCACAAUCCAACCACACUCUGAAACAAGGCAAAAACAGUUAGCAGCAUGGGAGGAACUAAUCACAGAAUACCUAAAGUCUUCCAAACAAUAUAUUAUUGAUAUAAGAGAGUCACAAAACACACCUUUAUUUAGCAAUCCGUCUAUAAACAGAAGAUUGUCGCAAGAGGCAAUAUUGACAAUUUUAGAGGAUAUGGCCAGGUGUGGUCGAGCAGCUCCGGUUGAUAAAAGUAAAAGCGUUUGGGAGGUGUAUUGGCAUUCUCUGGACGAAUGGGGCAACAUGAUUUACAGUUGGGUCAGUGCGAAUGGUUUAAAUAACUCAGUUUGUACGCUAUAUGAGUUGCGGGAAGGUGAAACAACGGAGGGUGAAGAGUUUCAUGGUUUGGAUAUUAACAUAUUAACAAAGGCGCUGAGGACACUAGAAGUGAAGGGGAAAUGUGAAUUAAUGGAAUUUGAUGACAACCAAGGUGUGAAGUUCUUCUAA